This is a messenger RNA of Saccharomycopsis crataegensis, 2598 nucleotides long. It is a transcript of the gene SPC98, whose product is annotated as Spc98p. NCBI's taxonomy places the organism in Eukaryota, Fungi, Ascomycota, Saccharomycetes, Ascoideales, Saccharomycopsidaceae. Gene Ontology annotation, cellular component: equatorial microtubule organizing center; gamma-tubulin complex; centrosome. Gene Ontology annotation, molecular function: microtubule minus-end binding; gamma-tubulin binding. The transcript has a single exon. The record is from RefSeq and is a predicted model, not a curated record. Bases 1 to 2598 code for a protein of 865 amino acids. Gene Ontology annotation, biological process: cytoplasmic microtubule organization; mitotic cell cycle; microtubule nucleation.
AUGUCCCAGCAGUUGCUUUAUGAUUCUUUUGUACAAAUAGUGGACAGUAUUUUGCCAUUAGACAUUUCGCCAGACCAACGAACAAUUAUCUUAGAACAGUUUCUCUCAUACAUUGACCAGACGACCAAUGCUGGAAUCAACUAUGAUCUUCAUCUAGUGGUCAGCCAAUUGAAAAGAUUAUUCACAAGUGAUGCUCAAUGGAAUCUGUUUCAGCAGGCCGUGAAAAUAUUGCUACGAUAUAAAAAAGAUAAUGAUGUAGCAAGAUAUUUAUCGUUUUUUAACUCCAUUAAUAUCGAGAAUAUAGAUGAGACCCGUGGACAGCGACGGCAUUUUAUUCUGGCGUCACAUACUAGAAGUAUGACCACUACAAAUAAUGGGCUUAUAAGAAAUAAUGCUUCUCAAAGCUCGUCUCUCAAUAAUAUCAAUGAGUUUGGGGUUAAUAACAAAAGGCAAAGAUCAAACUUUACUGGUAGGGCAUAUGAUAGCCAAUCAAUUAAUGAUCUUGUUAACGAUAUCCUCCUUGAAUUCCAGCCCGACCAUAUCAAAGAAUCCGAGAUGAUUCAAUUCAUUUUUUAUACCUUAUUGUCAUCAACUUCGGACUUGUUCCCAGUUGAUAAAGUUAGCGGGAAGAUUGCGAUUCCAGAAUCUAUUGGGAAUAGUACAAGUGGAAUACUACAUUUGAUAUUUGAAGCCAGCGUCUUAUUCAAGUACUUGAUGACAGCAACCAAGAAAAACCACUACAAAUCACAAAUCAAGGUGGCAUUUUUGAGUAAUGUCCUGGUAUAUCUACAACAGUAUACCCAAUUAAUCAAUGAGUUGUCUGUAUCAAAUGCCAAUGAUAUGGGGAAGACUUUGACUGACGUUUAUCGCCAUUUAGUGGGAGAAAUUGACAAAUUCAGAUUCUUGUAUUUCUUAACAGAUAAACUCGAAAAAAUUCCUGGCAAUGAGUUUUUGUCCUUGGUUUUUGGCUAUUCCAAUUUCGGUGAUUUAUUGAUAAAAGAAGUUGCUAUGACGCUAUUCAAAGUAUCUUCUGAACCAUAUUACAAAGUGUUGGAGAAUUGGAUAAUAAAUGGAGAGUUAUCAGAUAGUGAUGAGGAAUUUUUCAUUUACAAUGACCUAGAAGAAAAAAGUAAUGGGAUAUCGGCGAUUAAAUUUGAUGAUGAGAAGUAUCCUAAAUUUUUAUCUGCCAAGAUAAAGCAUAAAAUCUACCAAAUCGGAAAAAUGAUUAAGUUUUUAAGGGAUGUUUGCAAAGAAUAUAAUUUCUUAAAUGGAUACAAUCAGAAAUUCAGGUCUUUUUUGUCGAAAAGAGAAUUGAGAUCAUUCAAUGAAAAUCAAUUUUCAAUUUUGAUAGACUCACAAUUCAAAGAAUUAUCAAAUUAUUCGACUUAUUUGUUGUAUAAUACAUACCAUUUGGAUUAUCAUAUACUCAACCUCAAGAAGUUCUUGUUAUUAUCUAAAGGCGAUUUUAUUUAUACCUUAAUUGAAAAUUCAUUAGCUGUUCUUGGUGAGCCAUCCCAAUCUUUGUCGGUAGUUCAAUUAUCACAGAUUUUAUCUAAUUCCAUUGAAAAUUCUUCGAUAAAAUCAUCCCCAAGAGAUAUGCUUCUUCGACUCGAUGCAAGAAUAUUGUCUCUCAAUUCAUCUGCUAAUUUGGGUUGGGAUGUAUUUACGUUGGAUUAUAAACUUGAUGAAGCUUUGCGGGUGAUCAUUUAUGACAAUAAUAUGGGAUUGAGAAAUUAUUUGAAGUUGUUUAAUUUUUUAUGGAGGAUAAAGAGGAUCAGCUUCAUGUUGGAUCAGUCGUGGCAUGGAUCUAAUAUAAUAUACAAGAGGAAUAUUAAAGAUUUGAAACACCAACCGCAGAAUUUUUGGGUUGUGAAACUGUUUAAUAAAGUGAAUAUUAUUAAGAAUGGGUUAAUCAAGUUCAUUACUAAACUUUUGGGGUACUUAAGUUUUGAUAUGAUUGAUGUGGCUUUCGAGGAGCUUCUUGAGAAGCUCAAUAAAUCCAAGAAUUUAUAUCUUACCAACUCUGUCAGGGAAAGCUCUAUCAAGAACAACAAGCUAGAUAGCUACUUGGUUAAGUUUCGUCAAGUGCUUCUUCCAAAUAAAGAAUAUGUCAACGCGUAUAAUGAUAGUAUUGUUGAUGAUGGCACUCCGAUGCCUGAUACAUUUGAAGUGGAUCAUGAAAUUUAUUCUAUUGAUGAGUUCAUCAACCUUCAUUGUCAAUACCUUGAGAAAAUUGGAAGCCACAAAUUGAUCGAUUCAUCACUGAAACGUUCUGUUGGUUUGUUUUCGGGAAAGUUUUUUGUUCAUCAGAUUAAUGGACUUGUGGGGAUCGUUUCUAAGUUUUUGCAAGCUGAGGAAGAGUUCCACAACUUGAUAUUGGAAAUUGUUUCUCAAUUGAAGCUCGGAGAUAACCAUGAUGACGGUGAUGACACAAUGGAAAGCUUAUAUGGUCAUAACAGUAUUAGUAAAAUGAAAAAAGUGGUGAAAUACAUUUCCAGAGAAGUUAACGGUGAAUUCAUUGAAAAGAAACGGGUAUUUGUAAAGGAUUUGAUAAAUGAUAGAGAAUUACAGAACUUUGGAUUGGACUUGGGAACAUGA